This is a messenger RNA of Ostreobium quekettii, 650 nucleotides long. The record is from the annotation of a GenBank genome assembly. NCBI's taxonomy places the organism in Eukaryota, Viridiplantae, Chlorophyta, Ulvophyceae, Bryopsidales, Ostreobiaceae.
ACGUCACGCCUAUUUCAUCUCUGGAGAGAUGGUACACCAUCAGUGUUGAGAUCAUGGGCAACGUGGUCAGUGCCGUGAUUAUUGGCAACGUAGCCGUGCUUAUAUCCAGCUUUGACGCCUCCUUCGCCAGAUACCGCCAGAAACUGGACCUGCUGGCCGAGUUCGCGGCCACGUACGACCUGCCAAGCGCCCCGGAGCCCGUCAUCAAGGCGGUGGUCUCCGAGCUGCGCCUGCUGGAGUGCUACGCCGCGGACGUGGUGGUCCGCGCGGGCGACCCCGCCACGGAGAUGUUCUUCAUCCGCAAGGGCAGCGUGGAGAUUCGCAGGCGCUCGCGCGACAGCAUGCUUCGGCUGAGGGUGAGCUCUGAGAAGGGCAGCGGGCAGAGGAGGAUGCUGCCCGCCGGGUCGUGCUUCGGGGAGGUGCCCAUGCUGAGGCGGCAGGCGUACAGGGAGGACGUGAUCGCGCACGAGCCCUGCGAGAUACUGGCGCUGGCGUACGCGGAGCUGGUGCAGGUCAUCAGCGUCUUUCCCAAGUUCCGCAUGACGUUCGCGCACAACACCAAGUCCUUGCUGUUCCAGUCGCGCAGCCUGUCCAUCCUUGAGAGCAGCAGCGGGGUGCAGAAAAUAGAAGAAGAGCAGCCCGCGGAAGAG